This is a messenger RNA of Linum trigynum, 649 nucleotides long. NCBI's taxonomy places the organism in Eukaryota, Viridiplantae, Streptophyta, Magnoliopsida, Malpighiales, Linaceae. The record is from the annotation of a GenBank genome assembly.
GCAUAUUCUUCAGUAACCCUCCUCUGUUUUCUGCCGACUCAGAAACUGAUAAAAAUCCCCACUUCGCCCUUCCUUCUUCUCACACUUCACCAUGAAGACUCCGUUCCUUCUUUGAACCCACCAAAAGAGAGCAAAAGAACACACAUAAAAACGAAUCAGUAGCCAUGGAAGCUCUUUACCCGCAUUUCUACAUGUCGAGCCACCACCUGCUAAAUGACAACAGCAGCAGCAGCCAGAGCUCGGAGUGGACUAGAGAAGAGAACAAGGCCUUCGAGAGCGCUCUGGAUCUCUAUGGCGAGCACGAUCCGCACCGCUGGCUCAACGUCGCCGCCAUGAUCCCGGGAAAAUCGGUCUCCGAUGUGAUCGAACAGUACAGGGAGUGGAAGAAGACGUGUGCGACAUCGAAGCAGGGCGCGUCCCGAUCCCCGGUUACCUGGCCGCGGACGACGAUGCUGCUUUCAGCCUGGACCUCAUCGUCGGGCCCGACUUCGUCGAUUCGUACAGAAAGCGGCCCAUGGGCUCCACUAAGACCUCCGAUCAGGGCCGCCAUCGAUCCGCCCGCCGCCCGGCGCUGCAUUUUAGUCGGUCAGGUGAGGAGGUUCGACGAUGAAGGAAGGAGAAGGUGAGAACGGCGGGUGAAUUCUGUGGA